Messenger RNA from Cutaneotrichosporon cavernicola, 537 nucleotides. RefSeq lists its product as uncharacterized. The coding region runs from base 1 to 537 and encodes 178 amino acids. Gene Ontology annotation, biological process: protein repair; response to oxidative stress. NCBI's taxonomy places the organism in Eukaryota, Fungi, Basidiomycota, Tremellomycetes, Trichosporonales, Trichosporonaceae. Gene Ontology annotation, molecular function: peptide-methionine (R)-S-oxide reductase activity. The record is from RefSeq and is a predicted model, not a curated record. The transcript is spliced from 6 exons.
AUGCGCCGCGCCAUCAACGCACUCACUCCGGCCCUCCGUUCCCCCGUCUUCCGUUCGCCUCCCCGUCCUCGCUACAUAGCCUACACCGCGGCGGCCAUCUUCCCCUUCUCCCUCUUCUCGACGACUCCCAACAUGUCCGAGCAGUUCAAGGUCAACAAGUCUGAUGCUGAGUGGCAGGCACAGUUGUCGCCUGAGCAGUUCCGCGUCCUCCGCCGGCAGGGCACCGAGAGGCCCGGCUCGCAUGAGUUUGACAAGAAGGACGCCGCUGGCGUGUACACGUGUGCGGGCUGCGACGCGCCGCUGUACACCUCGAAUCAGAAGUUCGCGUCCGGCUGCGGAUGGCCCGCGUUCUUCGACACCGUCCCUGGCGCCGUGCUCCGGCGCGAGGACAACUCAAACUUUAUGACGCGCAUCGAGAUUGUGUGUGCCAACUGCGGCAGCCAUCUUGGACACGUCUUCAAGGGCGAGGGAUACGCUACUCCAACCGACGAGCGCCACUGCGUUAACGGCAUCUCGCUCAACUUUAAAGGCGAGUAG